UUCACGUGGGCGCCCGUCGUCAUGGCGGCCGUGCGGAAGCCGGUGUUGCUCGGCCUUCGAGACGUUGCAGUGCGUGGCCGCCCCACAGGGCCCGGCGCCUGGACUGCCAGCAAGCUGGGCGGUCUUCCGGACGCCCUGCCCGCCGUAGCGGCGCCCAGGCCGGGGUGUGACCGUUGCAGGCAGCCGCUCGCCCUGGUCGUGCAGGUGUACUGCCCGCUGGAAGGCUCCCCGUUUCAUCGGCUCCUGCACGUGUUCGCCUGCCCCCGCCCCAGGUGCGGCAGCGGCGGGGCGCGCAGCUGGAAGGUGUUCCGCUCGCAGUGCCUGCAGGUGCGAGAGGAGGAGGCGCAGGACGCUCAGAAACAGGACAGUGGCCUGACAGCUGAGGAUUGGUGUGAAGGUGCUGAUGACUGGGGAAGUGACAGUGAGGAGGCGCCUCCACCACAGCUUCCCUUGGAUUUUGGAAAUGAUUCCAGCAGUGCCAAAGACAUAGACUGCACUGCCCAGCUCCAAGACCUCCGCUUGCAGGAUACUGUCCCAGGUGCUGCUCCUCCUGCGCCUCCUGCGGAAGGAAUGGCUUUGCCUUCUGUGGUGCCACAGUUCCUGCCCUACUACAUCUCUGUCGUCAAUGAGGAUGAUUACAGGGACUUUGUCAGUCUAGAUCAUGCUCAUAGCCUUCUGAGGGAGUAUCAACAGAGAGAAGGAAUUGAUAUGGAGCAGUUGCUUUCCCAAAGUCUUCCUAGUGAUGGUGAUGAAAAAUAUGAGACGACCAUAAUUAAAAGUGGAGAUAAGAUAUUUUACAAAUUCAUGAAGAGAAUUGCUGCUUGUCAGGAGCAGAUUUUAAGGUUGAAGGAGGAAUCCCAAUAUAGCACAUACUCAUUGCAGUAUCUCCUACUACGUCUUUGUUAAGUGAAGAACUGUUUUCCAGAAUCUCCUUGCCUCUGAAACUCCAUGUUAGAAUUGGCUAGAAGAGGAUUUUGCUUGAUGUCUUGCUAAGAUUUCAGUCGUUCAAUCGACAAACAUGUAUUGUGUGAGAUGCUUUUCAGAUUAUUUACUGCUUUCUCUAGUCACCAAGACUCCAGAAAGGUCGUGGCCCUGAUAGGCUCUGAGUGCAUCGCAGUGAGAGGUGAGACCUCUCCAGGGACUGGGACAUUGGCAGCGGCCAUUGUUGUGGCCUAGUGUGGGCAUGCUGACACAGACACCAUUGGAGUUCUCCCUGGGGCCUGCUAGCCCAGGGUCUGCCCCACUCACUCAGCAUCUGUAUAUCUUCUGUAGUGAAGUGUGUUUGCAUCCAUUUUAAAACACCUUUAUUGAGGUGCAGUUGACAUAGAACAAACUGCCCAGAUUUAAAAUGUACACUUUGCCAAGUUUUGACAUGUGUAUACACCCAUGAAACCAUUGCCAUAAUCAAGGUAAUAAACAUCUGUCACCCCACUAGAAGUUUCUUCAUACUCUUUUGUAAGUUCUCUCUCUUGCACUGUCCCAUGGCCCCUCCUCAUCCCCAGGCAACCAUUAAUCUUCUUGUCAUUUUUUUUUUUUUUUCAUGAAGAAGAUCAGCUCUGAGCUAACAUCCAUGCCAAUCCUCCUCUUUUUGCUGAGGAAGAAUGGCCCUGGGCUAACAUCCGUGGCCAUCUUCCUCCACUUUAUAUGGGACGCCACCACAGCAUGGCCUGACAAGCAGUGCAUUGGUACACCCCCAGGAUGCGAACCCGGGCCGCCAGCAGCGGAGCGCCGCACUUAACUGCUAUGCCACGGGGCCGGCCCCUAAUCUUCUUGUCAUUAUACCUUAGUACAUUUUCUAUAAAUUUAUAUAAAUGAAGUCAUACAGGAUAUACUUUUUUGCGGGGGGGGGGGCGUCUGGUUUCUUUUACUCAGUAUAAUUAUUUCAAGAUUCAUCCUUGUUGCAUGUAUCAAUAGUUCAUUCAUUUUUACUGCUGUGUAAUAUUCCAUUUUUUGGAUGGACUACAAUUUGUUUAUCCAUUCACCUGUUGAUGGAUAUUUAUUUCCAGUUUUUGGCUAUUAUAAAUAAAGCUUUUAUAAACAUUAGUGUAUAAGUCUUUGUAUGGACAUAUGCUUUCAUUUCUCUUGGGUAAAUAUCUAGGAUUGAAAUGGUUGGAUCUUGUGUAUAUGUUUAGCUUGAAGGACCAGCCAAACUGUUUUCUGAAGUGAUUAUACCAUUUACAUUCCCUUCAGCAGUGUAUAAGAGUUCUAGUUCCUCCACAUCCUUGCCAAUACUUGGUAUGGUCAUUGUUUAAUUUUAGCCAUUCUAGAAGAUGUGUAGUAGUAGUAUUUCCUUGUGGUUUUAUUUAUUUAUUUUUUCUCUCCCCAAAGCCCCUGUAUGUAGUUGUACAUUCUAGUUAUAAGUCCUUCUAGUUCUUCUACGUGAGCUGCCACCACAGCAUGGCUACUGACAGAUGAGGGGUAUGGUUCCAUGACCGGGAACUGAACCCAGGCUGCUGAAGCAGUGAGAGUGCUGAACUUGAACCACUAGGCCUUUGGGGCUAGCUCACCUUGUGGUUUUGAUUUGUAAAUAUUUCCUCCUUGGAAGGACAUUUCCUGUAAGGCCAGUAGUGUAGAGGGCUAAAUCCAUUUAAUCUGCAGUUGGGCUGAGUCUGGGCUUUGUUGCAGUUUUAUUUAGAUUCAGUUCAACUUUGGCUUUCGUGCCUUCCUCCAGACUCUGAAUCAAGCGCUGAGAAGAGUUCAGAUACCUUGCUCUGCUUUGCAGGCUUGCUGCUAGUUUUUGGGCCUUUCGAUUUUCUUUGUUCUCUGGUUUUGCUCCUGGUACUCUGCAAGAAAGAAGCAAAGUUUGUCAAGUCUUAGAUGUUGGAAUGUGACUUGUAUGUGGCCUUGCUUCAGGGUUCUUUGUUUCCUU
Molecule: messenger RNA, 2869 nt
Organism: Diceros bicornis minor
Lineage: Eukaryota; Metazoa; Chordata; Mammalia; Perissodactyla; Rhinocerotidae
Gene: PDCD2L
Product: programmed cell death 2 like
Exons: 6
Coding region: 22-906 (294 amino acids)
Cellular component (GO): cytoplasm
Source: RefSeq, a predicted model, not a curated record